AGUUUCAGCUUCAGCGACACUGCUGAGCUUCGACGACCUUCUCUCAGCAGAUUGAGAGCUCAUCAAUACGAAUGGAAAAGUGAUUUGAGCUUUGAUCGUCCGGCGGGGCCUUUCACUGAGAAAAUACCGCCCGCCAUGGCUCAGCCGGAUACCCUGAACCGUAUCUUUCAGGAACUCAAGUCAAAAAAUGAUGAAGUGCGCCAAAAGGCAGCAUAUGAGCUGCUCGAUCAGCUUUCUACCGCCUCUAGGGAAUUAACCCCGGAGAAAUUCCAAGAAUAUUACAAUCUUGUCAAUGGCAGGGUCGCGCAGCUAGUAGUUCACAGCAAUGAUACCAACGAGCGAAUAGGUGGCAUCCUGGCCCUGGAUCGCCUCAUUGAUUUCGACGGCGAUGACGCUGCGCAAAAGACCACCCGCUUCUCCAGCUAUCUGAGAAGCGUAAUGCGAAGUAAUGACACGGCGGCGAUGGUUGUUGCUGCUCGCGCUCUAGGUCGUUUGGCUACUCCGGGAGGGACCUUGACCGCGGAGCUGGUGGAGAGUGAAGUCAAGGCCGCGUUGGAGUGGCUCCAGUCCGAUCGACAAGAGAAUAGACGAUUUGCCGCUGUUCUUUCCCUUCGUGAACUUGCUAAGAACUCACCGACUCUCUUGUAUGCUUUCGUCCCUCAGAUAUUUGAUGUCAUCUGGGUCGCUCUGCGGGACCCGAAAGUUCUUAUUCGGGAAUCUGCCGCCGAGGCCGCCAGCGCCUGUUUCGAGAUUAUUUCCGCAAGAGACGCUCAGCUCCGCCAACAAUGGUUUUCGCGCAUCUACGAGGAGGCUCUGCAGGGCCUCAGGCUCCCUUCUACCGAAGCCAUCCAUGGCUCACUCCUCACCAUCAAAGAGCUGUUCUUACGAGGAGGAAUGUUCAUGCAUGACCAUUACCGCGAUGCCUGUGAAAUCAUUCUACGAUACAAGGACCAUCGCGAGCCCUUGGUUAGAAGACAGAUAGUCGUUCUGAUCCCAAUAUUGGCGGCUUAUGCCCCAAUGGACUUUGUCACGAAUUAUCUUCAUAAAGUGAUGGUUUACCUUCAAGGCCAGCUCAAGCGCGAGAAAGAUCGAAAUGCGGCUUUCAUUGCUAUUGGAAAGAUAGCCAGUGCCGUGGGUAGCGCCAUUGCUCCCUACCUUGACGGUAUUUUGGUGUACGUGAGGGAAGGACUGAGCAUGAAGACGCGCAAUCGGAAUGUGAAUGAAGCCCCCGUAUUUGAAUGCAUUAGCAUGCUUUCGAUCGCGGUAGGACAAACUCUCAGCAAAUACAUGGAAGCUCUGCUCGAACCCAUCUUUGCUUGCGGAUUGAGCGAGUCUCUCACUCAGGCCCUUGUUGAUAUGGCUCAUUAUAUUCCACCCAUCAAGCCUAUGAUUCAGGAGAAAUUAUUAGACGUUUUAAGUCAGGUACUUUGUGGGCGGCCGUUUAAGCCCCUGGGUAGCCCUUCCGGCGGCCUACCUCCCCCAAGCAUUGGGGUGAGAGAUCAUAAAGAUCCACUGGCUGUUGAGCAACGAGAAACGGAGAUAGCGCUCGCCCUUCAUACUCUGGGCAGUUUCGACUUUUCAGGACACGUCCUUAAUGAAUUUGUUCGCGAUGUGGCUAUACGCUAUGUCGAGGAUGAUAAUCCCGAAAUCCGGAAGGCCGCCGCCUUGACUUGUUGUCAAUUAUUCGUCAGGGAUCCUAUCGUAUAUCAAACAAGUCAUCAUGCUAUUCAAGUCGUGAGCGAAGUUAUCGAAAAGCUUCUUACCGUGGGCGUUGCCGAUGCCGAUUCCGAUAUUAGGAGAACUGUUCUCCUUUCGUUGGACGCUCGAUUCGAUCGACAUCUCGCAAAAGCAGAGAAUGUUCGAACUCUCUUCCUGGCACUCAACGACGAGGUUUUCGGCAUAAGAGAGGCUGCGAUUACUAUAAUAGGUCGCCUCACCUCGGUCAAUCCGGCUUAUGUCUUCCCUUCGCUUCGAAAGGUGCUCAUCCAAAUUCUAACUGAACUUGAAUAUUCCAACGUCCCUCGGAAUAAAGAAGAGAGUGCCAAGCUCCUAAGCUUAUUUGUCGCAAAUUCGACGGCCUUGAUCAAGCCAUACGUCGAUCCUAUGAUUACUGUCUUGCUCCCAAAGGCGAAAGAUCCUAACGCCGGUGUGGCAGCCACCGUUCUCAAAGCGAUUGGCGAACUUGCAACUGUCGGCGGAGAGGACAUGUUACCAUAUGUACCUGAUCUUAUGCCAACCAUCAUCGAGGCUCUGCAGGACUUGAGUUCCCCACCCAAGCGUGAAGCGGCACUUCGUACUCUUGGACAACUUGCCAGCAAUUCUGGCUAUGUCAUCGAUCCCUACCUCGAACAUCCUCAAUUGCUUUCUAUUCUGGUCAACAUUGUAAAGACCGAACAAACGGGAACUCUUCGAAAGGAAACCAUAAAGCUAAUGGGUAUCCUCGGUGCACUCGACCCGUAUAAGCAUCAGCAAGUGAUUGAAAAGUCGCCGGAGAGCCAUCUCGCUGCUGAGACGCAACCCGUUACGGACGUUUCGCUGAUUAUGAAUGGCCUGACACCGUCUAACGACGAAUACUAUCCAACUGUUGUCAUCAAUACCUUGAUGGGUGUCCUGAAAGAUACGUCGCUUUCGCAGUACCACUCUGCUGUCAUUGAUGCAAUCAUGAACAUUUUCAAGACCCUCGGUUUGAAAUGCGUUCCAUUCUUGGGUCAGAUCAUCCCUGGCUUUGUGGGAGUCAUCCGCAGUUCAGCUCCCGGUCGUCUAGAAUCAUGCUUCAAUCAGCUCAGCAUCCUUGUUUCUAUUGUGCGACAGCAUAUUCGACCUUAUCUGAAAGAGAUUUUGGACGUUGCGCAGGAGUUUUGGGGAGCCACCGCGCAAUUGCAAGCAACCAUCCUGUCUCUCGUCGAAGCAAUUUCUCGAUCCCUCGAAGGAGAGUUUAAGGUCUAUCUCGCCGAUUUGCUUCCGCUUAUGCUGGGAGUUCUCGAAAAGGAUUCGACGCCGCGAAGAUUACCGUCGGAGAGAGUGCUGCAUACCUUCCUAGUCUUUGGGGCUAGUAGCGAAGAGUACCUGCACCUCAUAAUUCCGGUUAUUGUUCGGACCUUUGAGAAGCCACAACAACCAACAAGCAUUAGACGCCAGGCAAUUGAGACCUUGGCAAAACUCUCACGGCAGGUCAAUAUCUCAGAUUUUGCAUCGCGGAUUAUCCAUCCUUUAUCUCGAAUUCUAGCCGGUGGCGAUAUAAUAUUGAGGCAGGCGGCCCUCGAUACGCUUUGCGCGCUUAUAUUUCAGCUUGGCCAGGACUAUCUCCACUUUGUUCCUAUGAUCCAGAAGAUUCUGGCCAUAAACAAACUUACGCACACCAAUUAUGAUCUCUUGGUAUCAAAGCUUCAGAAAGGAGAGCCUCUUCCGCAGGAUCUCAGCCCUGACGAACGAUAUAACGAACCUACCGAGGACUCGCCGUUUGCAGAUAUCGGGCAGAGGAAGUUGCCCGUGAAUCAGCAACAUCUCAAGAACGCUUGGGAGGCAUCGCAGAAGUCCACUCGUGAAGACUGGCAGGAGUGGAUGCGACGGUUUAGCGUGGAGCUUCUCAAGGAAUCACCCUCUCAUGCCUUACGCGCUUGUGCGGGCCUUGCUGGAGUUUAUUAUCCAUUAGCCAAGGAUCUUUUCAACGCAGCUUUCGUAUCGUGCUGGACCGAGCUAUACGAUCAGUACCAGGAAGAAUUGGUCCGCUCCAUUGAAAUAGCUCUAACGUCACCCCACAUCCCUCCCGAAAUAUUACAAAUCCUGCUUAACCUUGCCGAAUUCAUGGAGCAUGACGAAAAGGCCCUGCCAAUCGAUAUAAGGAUGCUAGGAAUGUACGCAUACAAGUGCCAUGCUUUCGCCAAGGCACUCCACUACAAGGAGCUGGAGUUCCUACAAGAUCAAAACUCGAGUGCAGUGGAAGCUUUGAUUAGCAUCAACAAUCACCUUCAACAAUCUGACGCUGCGAUCGGUAUUCUGCGCAAGGCACAGAAUUACCGCGAUGUGGAUCUCAAGGAGACCUGGUUUGAAAAGUUACAGCGCUGGGAGGAAGCACUCCAGGCUUAUCAGCGUAGGGAGCUCGAGGAGCCAGACUCAUUUGAGGUUACUUUUGGCAAAAUGCGAUGUUUACACGCCUUGGGCGAAUGGGACGUCUUGUCAUCCUUGGCUCAGGAGAAAUGGGUCCAGUCUUCGACAGAGCAUAGGCGAGAAAUUGCGUCUUUGGCUGCAGCCGCCGCUUGGGGUCUAGGCCAAUGGGAACUCAUGGACAAUUAUCUGGCUGCUAUGAAGUCGCACUCACCUGACCGAUCCUUCUUUGGUGCAAUUCUUUCAUUGCAUCGUAACCAGUUUGACGAUGCGGCGCUCCAUAUUGAACGGGCCCGAGAAGGUCUAGACACUGAGCUGAGCGCUCUGCUAGGCGAGUCUUAUAACAGAGCCUACACUGUAGUCGUCCGGGUACAGAUGCUUGCGGAGUUGGAAGAGAUUAUUACCUAUAAGCAAAACAGCAACAACCCUGAGAAGCAGGCUACCAUGCGUCGGACUUGGAUAAAGCGUCUCAAGGGCUGCCAGCGCAACGUUGAGGUUUGGCAGAGAAUGCUCAAUGUUCGCGCGCUGGUUAUUUCGCCAAAGGAAAAUCUUGAGAUGUGGAUCAAAUUCUCGAAUCUUUGCCGGAAAUCCAAUCGCAUUGGGCUUGCAGAAAAGUCGUUGGAUUCCUUGCUUGACAUAAGCGAUGAGACCUCGUCCAUUUCAUCAGCAAUUCAAGCUCCACCGCAGGUCAAGUAUGCGCAGCUGAAAUACAAAUGGGCAACCGGCGCUCAAGAAGAGGCACUCACGAGCCUCAAGACGUUCACCGCAAGGAUGACCGAUGAUCUUGUUACAGCGAGGGCAAGUAUUCCAACUACAAACGGCAUUAAUGGCAACGGCAUGAUGCCCUUGACAAAUGGAAUAAACGGAACUGCUGUAUCUACUAUCAAGGACUUGGAUGAAUACUCGAAGCUCCUUGCCAGAUGCUACUUGAAGCAGGGUGAAUGGCAGGCGGCUCUAAAUCGCGGCGAUUGGCAGCACAGAUUUGUCCAUGAAAUUCUUGCAUCCUUCUCGGCGGCAACUCAGCAUAACAAGGAUUGGUACAAGGCCUGGCACGCUUGGGCUCUCGCAAACUUUGAAGUCGUCACCUCGCUUACCAGGGCCCAGCCUGAGGUUGUCGUUGUGCCGCAAAAUAUUGUUAUUGACCACGUCGUACCAGCCGUCAGGGGCUUUUUCAAGUCGAUUGCCUUGUCUUCCGGAAGCUCGCUUCAGGAUACUCUACGGUUGCUGACUCUUUGGUUUGCACACGGUGGCCACCAUGAGGUCAACUUGGCAGUUGUUGAAGGUAUCGCGUCUGUCAGCGUGGAUACAUGGCUUGAUGUAAUCCCGCAGCUGAUUGCUCGGAUCAACCAGCCUAACGCGAGGGUCCGCCAGUCCAUUCAUAAUCUUCUGGCUGAAGUUGGACGUGUCCACCCGCAGGCUUUAGUGUAUCCGUUGACCGUGUCCAUGAAGUCGAACUUGGCACGCCGUUCCCGCGCGGCGGCGCAAAUCAUGGAGACUCUCCGGCCCCAUAGCGCCAACCUUGUCGAACAGGCUGAUGUCGUCAGCCAAGAACUCAUUCGUGUCGCUGUUCUAUGGCACGAGCUUUGGCACGAAGGGCUUGAAGAAGCUUCACGAUUGUACUUUGGCGACCACAAUAUCGAGGGCAUGCUUGCAACGCUUGCACCUCUUCAUGCUCUCAUCGACAAGGGACCUGAAACGCUACGUGAGAUUUCAUUCUGCCAGCUGUUUGGCCGUGAUCUCCAAGAAGCGCGAGAUUGGUGUCAAACGUAUCGUCGCACUGGUGAAGUUGGCGAUAUCAAUCAGGCCUGGGAUCUUUAUUACCAAGUUUUCAGAAAGAUUGCGAAACAGCUCCACCAGAUCUGGUCACUUGAUUUGCAGUACGUUUCGCCGAAGCUGCUCAAUGUUCGUGACUUGGACUUGGUCGUUCCAGGCACAUACCAGAGUGGCAAGCCAGUCAUCCGGAUCGUGUCGUUUGAUCCUACAUUUACCGUCCUGAAUUCGAAACAACGGCCUCGUAAAAUGAGCCUCAAGGGCAGCGACGGUAACUCGUACACCUAUGUCCUCAAAGGGCACGAAGACUUGCGACAGGACGAGCGAUGCAUGCAACUCUUUGGGCUGGUUAAUACACUGUUAGCAACUGAUUCAGAGUGCUUCAAGCGCCAUCUCAACAUUCAGCGAUACCCUGCCAUUCCUCUUUCGCAAAACUCUGGACUUCUCGGAUGGGUGCCAAACAGCGACACUCUUCAUGUCCUCAUCCGCGAGUACCGCGAGAGCCGAAAGAUUCUUAUUAAUAUCGAGCAGCGGAUAAUGUUGCAGAUGGCUCCAGACUAUGACAACCUCACCCUAAUGCAGAAAGUUGAGGUCUUUGGAUACGCCCUUGACAACACCACGGGCCAGGACCUGUACAGGGUGCUGUGGCUCAAGAGCAAGAACUCGGAAUCAUGGCUCGACCGUCGUACAAACUUUACACGCUCACUUGCAGUCAUGUCGAUGGUAGGAUAUAUUCUUGGUCUUGGUGAUCGCCAUCCGUCCAACCUGAUGCUGGAUCGGGUUACCGGAAAGGUCAUCCACAUUGACUUUGGUGACUGCUUCGAGGUCGCCAUGUACCGUGAAAAAUACCCUGAACGAGUGCCUUUCCGACUCACCAGGAUGUUGACCUAUGCGAUGGAGGUCAGUAACGUUGAGGGCAGCUAUAGAAUCACAUGCGAAGCAGUGAUGAGGGUUCUUCGAGACAACCAAGAAUCUCUCAUGGCUGUCUUGGAAGCGUUCAUUCACGAUCCGCUCCUCAACUGGCGUCUUGGGAACCGCGAAUCGCCUCCUGAGCCAUCCUUCCCUUCGGAACGCCGGCAAUCGCUUGUCGGAGAUCUGGAGCAACGUCCUGAAUCUCGACCCCGCGCGCGUCCGGCUCUCAUUGAUGCUGAACCGGCUGGACAUGAGGCUAGAGAAGUACAGAAUGCCAGAGCGCUUCAAGUGCUCUCUAGAGUCAAGGAGAAGCUCACUGGCAGCGACUUCACCCCCGGUCGGGAACUCAAGGUUCCGGAACAGGUCGAUAAGCUCAUCCAGCAAGCCACCAAUCUUGAAAACCUCUGUCAGCAUUGGUACGGUUGGUGCAGCUACUGGUAGAGUAGGUCGUUGGCCGCAAUUGGAUAUCAUAGUGGCUGGCAUAGGGAUUUAUUCAUGCUCGGAGUUGCUACGGAAGCGCUAAACAUUUCAGGGAUAACGUUUCGAUUUGCCCGAUUAUUAUUUUCCACAGUUUUCCCCAAUUUCUUUGUGACAUAUUACUUCCUUGUCUUAUAACACAUUGGGUGGAACUUGAACUCUGGCGUUUGGCUAAGUCUAGCAUCGGGGAUUGGUCGUUUCUUUUUGUUAUUGAAUGUUGCUAUCUAAGGGUCGUAUUCAAGUGCCGUUGCCUUUUGCAAUGGCUUUUACUUUAAUUAACCAAUUUUUCUAC
Molecule: messenger RNA, 7555 nt
Organism: Xylona heveae TC161
Lineage: Eukaryota; Fungi; Ascomycota; Xylonomycetes; Xylonales; Xylonaceae
Product: phosphatidylinositol 3-kinase tor2
Exons: 7
Coding region: 136-7227 (2363 amino acids)
Biological process (GO): TOR signaling; negative regulation of macroautophagy; protein phosphorylation
Cellular component (GO): TORC2 complex; nucleus; TORC1 complex
Molecular function (GO): protein serine/threonine kinase activity; protein binding; protein-containing complex binding
Source: RefSeq, a predicted model, not a curated record